GUUAGAUACAACAAACAUCAUCCCUCCGGUCAUCAAUGCAGUCGUAUAUUUGUCUACCAUCCCUUGCCUUCGUGGCCAUGACUUGAAUGAUCUGCAUCGUAGUGCACUGCAAGUUGUAAUCUGUACUGCUCCAUCCUCUGUAAGCAUCGACCUUGGUACUCGAUGCACCAUCAUAAGCCAACAAAAUUAUGGCCUUCUUCAUGAGCUUCUUCGUGGGUGUGGUAUCCAGUCUGUUUUUCACUUAUUUGCUGAGUCUCCACUCCUUGUACUCAUCACUUAUCUCCGUUAGUCGCAUGGAGCUACUCACACGUCUCUUUACCUAUGCUCUUCGUCAGACCCGAAGCUACCUGGUAUUGGCCGGCGUUGAUAUCUCUUUUCGCCGCGAGAUCCGCCCCUUUCAGGCGUACGAUACACGCUCCUGUAUCUUGACAUGGGACAACAAGUGGAUAUACGUCCUGUCCUACCAUAUACAAGCUGGAGCAGUAGUAGAGGAUGGUGACGGAUGGAUAGCAACACUGUUUGGGAAGGGCGAGCAGGCAGAAAGCAAGAAGGGGCUUAUUUUUACUGUUGCAAUUUCCAAGUUUGUCGCGAAGGCCGGCAGACGUACAGUGUCACCGGGCAAAUUGCUCGAGCUUGGCGGCUUUGUUAAUGCCACCGCAUCGGCAGAAAAGGAAUGGAUGGAAGUGAGACGUGCACACGGCUGGGAUUUAUUACACGGCAAGUGA
Molecule: messenger RNA, 725 nt
Organism: Pseudomassariella vexata
Lineage: Eukaryota; Fungi; Ascomycota; Sordariomycetes; Amphisphaeriales; Pseudomassariaceae
Exons: 2
Coding region: 189-725 (178 amino acids)
Source: RefSeq, a predicted model, not a curated record